CGGGGCUUCUUCCAGCGGGUCAAAGGUCAGUAAAUAGAGGUGACGUCAGAAGACCAAGAUGGCGGAAGGGGAAGAUGGAGGCUGGUGGAGGAGCUGGUUACAGCAAAGCAUUCAAACUGUCAAAGAGAAGUCCACAGAGGCCUUGGAGUUCAUGAAACGGGACUUGACUGAGUUCAGCCAGGUGGUCCAGCAUGACACAGCCUGCACCAUCGCAGCCACUGCCAGCGUGGUCAAAGAGAAGCUGGCUACCGAGGGUUCUUCGGGCACAACAGAGAAAGUGAGAAAAGGACUCUCCAACUUCCUGGGCGUCAUCUCAGACACCUUCGCACCUUCGCCAGACAAGACUAUUGACUGUGAUGUCAUAACUCUGAUGGCGACACCUUCCGGGACCACCGAAUUGUACGAUAGUGCCAAGGCCCGGCUAUACAGCCUUCAGUCCGACCCGGCCACCUAUUGCAAUGAACCAGAUGGACCCUCUGAGCUGUUUGAGGCCUGGCUGUUACACUUCAACCUAGAAGAGAAGAAAAAAGAGAUCUCAGAACUGCUGGGGAGCAGCCCAUCCAUCCGCUCGCUGUACACCAAAAUGGUACCAGUGGCUGUGUCCCACUCAGAGUUCUGGCAACGCUACUUCUAUAAAGUCCAUCAGUUGGAGCAGGAGGAAGUUCGAAGGGAGGCUCUGAAGCAGCGGGCUGAGCAGAGUGUUCACUUCGAGGAACCAGGCUGGGAGGAGGAGGAGGAGGAAUUCCUCGGGUCAUCGCCAGCCCCCCAAUCUCACGUUGACAUACAGUCUCCCCAAGAGAUGAAGCCAUCCUCCCCCAUCUCUGUGGAAUUUGACACUCCAACCCUGGAGGCAUCGGUGGAAAGCUGGGCUAUGCUGAGCACCCCAGUGGAGGUAACCCCAUCAGAAAGCAGCGAGAGUGUCUCCUUGGUGACUCAGAUUGCAAACCCCCUGGCCGUGCCAACUUCCCUUUUACAGACUGGAGCCCAGCUCUUUGGUGCGGGAGACCUCUCUCAGAGGCUGCAGGAAGCAAGUGCAGAAGAGCCAGCCUCAUUGCCAAAGCCAGAGGAGCCCAUGCGGCCGCCUCCAGCCUCACAGGAGGUGAAGCCUUCUCCAGAGAAGCCCAAGGAGCAAGUGGAGAGUAAGCCGGCAAACAGGAUAGAGACUGUGCGGGAGGAUGCACCCACGGAUCUGCGAGUCUUUGAACUCAACUCAGACAGUGGGAAAUCCACACCUUCCAAUAACGGGAAGAAAGGCUCCAGCACAGAUGUCAGCGAGGACUGGGAAAAGGACUUUGACUUGGACAUGACCGAGGAGGAGGUGCAGCUGGCACUCUCCAAGGUGGAUAUCUCAGAGGAGCUGGAUGAUGAAGAAUGGGAAAACUGGGAGUAGUAGCCGUUGCUCCGUGCCGUGCAUCCUGGGCUCAUCCCCUGCCCCGCCCCCUCCUCUGCACCAUCCAAUGUGAAUUAAAUCACAAAGCAAAUGGUUUCUCUUCCUGUGUAAAUGUGUUCCAGGCUGGAUGCAUCUCAUCUCUGCUAAAAACUCUGUUGGGGUAUCUUGGACCACAGCACACUUGGAUUCUGAUGGUGGCUGGUAUCGCAUGAGGGGGUGCUGAAGAGCAUUGUCCUGGGGUGUGUGCAUGUGUAGAAAGUGGCACUAGGCACAUCUUUCCGGUGGAACCUCUGGACUAAAACUACUCUUGGAACUGC
Molecule: messenger RNA, 1707 nt
Organism: Heteronotia binoei (common prickly gecko)
Lineage: Eukaryota; Metazoa; Chordata; Lepidosauria; Squamata; Gekkonidae
Gene: BSDC1
Product: BSD domain containing 1
Exons: 11
Coding region: 59-1390 (443 amino acids)
Cellular component (GO): cytoplasm
Source: RefSeq, a predicted model, not a curated record